GUGCCGCCCCCUCGCAUGGGCGCCGCCUCCUCACGGGCUCCGCGCUCGUCCUGAGGUGGCUCCGCGGCUCCCUAAGGAGCCCAGCCCCGCGGUCGCGUCCCCUCACGGAAACCUUCCCCCGAGCAUGGCGGGGCCGGCUGAGGAUCGGUACCGGCCGGCGGUGCCUCCCCGAGCCGCCUGCGCCUACACCGGCUGCUACUGUGAGGAAAACGUGUGGAAGCUGUGCGACUACAUCAGGGGUCAGGGGGAGUAUCCUUUGGAGGAGUUCUACGCGGUUUUCAUAUCCAACGAGAGGAGGAUGAUCCCACUCUGGAAACAGAAGUCAGGGCAUGGAGAUGAACCUGUCGUCUGGGACUACCACGUUAUCCUACUUCAUGUUUCCAGUGGGGAGCUGAACUUCAUUUAUGAUCUUGACACAGUGCUGCCAUUCCCGUGUCCCUUUGACGUGUACAGCAUGGAGGCCUUUAGGCUGGAUGACAGCCUUCACCCCGAAUUUCACAGGAAAAUCCGAAUGAUACGAGCAGAUUUGUACCUGAAGACGUUUGCUUCGGACAGAUCUCACAUGAAAGAUGCAAAUGGGGAAUGGCAGAAACCUCCUCCCUCGUACCCCUGCAUUGAAACAGCAGACACCUGGAAGGCUCUGAGUGCAUCUGUGGUGGCGUGCUGUCAUCUGGGCAGUCACCGGAGCGUUGCAGAGGAAGCUACCUUGGAACGGUGUGUGCUUCAGUGGGUGCCGUGCCAGAAGCCAGGGGUGGCUGCUGGGGAACAAGCACGUGGUUAACUUUGGGCUGAAUCCAGGUCCUGUGCUCCAGUGGUGCAGGUCGCAGAUCGACAGGCCUCCUGCAGGCCAAUGUGCAGAUUUAGAAAGCAUCACUCUCAAAAAGGAACUGGUAAUUCUCUCCCUUCAGAUGCUGGCAAUUUCCAGCACGGUUUUAUCAGGCAUAAAGCACCUGACUUUAAACUCGAUAGAAAGCCGGGUGGCUGAGCUUUGGUUAGCGUAAAAGAGCCUGGGACAUAAAUGUUCAUCCAUGCCAAAUGCCUUUACAGGUAACUUUCCUCCCCACUUAGAGUACUCUCCUGUCCAUGUGAACUUGUGUUUGUCUAAGAUUAAAUUGCUCACUUCUUGUGUUAGAGGAGACUGCAAUUUAACAGCUGGCAGAACUGACCACGUAUAUUUUAGUGCCCGUUUAUUUGUGAGGCACGUCGGGAUCAGAGCAUUACAUUACUCCUUGCUAUUAUAUUGCUGUCAUUUAGAGAAGCCAAAGUCAUAAGCUCUGGAGAAGAUGAUUACAAAAGGUAAUCAGGUACAAGGACUUACAUUAUGUCUAUUUGCUCUGUCUCUGAUGUUAAACAAAUGCUUGAAGACUGAAA
This is a messenger RNA of Cygnus atratus (black swan), 1371 nucleotides long. RefSeq names its product N-terminal glutamine amidase 1 (gene NTAQ1). The coding region runs from base 125 to 781 and encodes 218 amino acids. Gene Ontology annotation, molecular function: protein-N-terminal asparagine amidohydrolase activity; protein-N-terminal glutamine amidohydrolase activity. Gene Ontology annotation, cellular component: nucleus; cytosol. The transcript is spliced from 7 exons. NCBI's taxonomy places the organism in Eukaryota, Metazoa, Chordata, Aves, Anseriformes, Anatidae. The record is from RefSeq and is a predicted model, not a curated record.